Molecule: messenger RNA, 1138 nt
Organism: Cantharellus anzutake
Lineage: Eukaryota; Fungi; Basidiomycota; Agaricomycetes; Cantharellales; Hydnaceae
Product: mitochondrial carrier
Exons: 6
Coding region: 32-958 (308 amino acids)
Biological process (GO): iron import into the mitochondrion
Cellular component (GO): mitochondrial membrane
Molecular function (GO): ferrous iron transmembrane transporter activity
Source: RefSeq, a predicted model, not a curated record
UCUCGAAGUUACAGCUCAAUUGGCUCCGAGAAUGCCAGCUGAAGGCCCAUCUAAUGUGGAAGAAAUUGACUAUGAAUCGAUGCCCGUUGGUUCUGGACUAGGGAUCAACAUGAUGGCUGGGGCUCUGGCUGGUAUCUCAGAACACGCGGUGAUGUUCCCGGUCGACAGUAUUAAAACUCGAAUGCAAGUAUUUUCAACACAACCAGCCGCGGUAUACUCUAGCAUUGGGAAUGCUUUUAUCCGGAUAUCGUCAACAGAAGGUGCGAGAGCUUUGUGGAGAGGGGUUGCGUCGGUCAUAGCAGGCGCUGGGCCUGCUCAUGCUGUGUAUUUCGGCUCUUAUGAGUUCGUCAAGGAGCUGGCGGGUGGGAAUCGUCCAGGGCAUCACCCAUUGGCUACUUCUAUUGCCGGUGCUGCGGCAACCAUAUCCAGCGACGCUUUGAUGAAUCCUUUCGACGUGAUCAAGCAACGAAUGCAGUUACACGGGUCACCAUUUCGUUCAGGAUGGGUUUGCGCUAAAACCGUGUACAAAAAUGAAGGGCUUGGAGCCUUUUACAUUUCCUAUCCAACUACCCUCACGAUGACUGUUCCGUUCACAGCGGUUCAGUUCACAACAUACGAGUUCCUGAAGGACACAUUCAACCCCUCCGGAACCUAUUCCCCUUUGACACACGUUUCGGCCGGUGGGCUUGCCGGAGGUGUUGCGGCCGCUGUGACGACGCCUCUGGAUGUAGCCAAGACGCUGCUCCAGACUCGAGGUCAUUCAGAUGACAAAGAAAUCAGGGGCGCGAGGGGGAUGACGGAUGCCUUCAGGAUAAUAUGGCAAAGAGAUGGAGCGAAGGGCUUUAUGAGGGGUGUUGCGCCUCGGGUGGUAACUUUCAUGCCCAGCAAUGCCUUGUGCUGGCUAUCAUACGAAUUUUUCAAAAGAGUCAUCGGAGGUUACGAACGCGUCAAAAGGUGACGAUUAGAUGUGACAUUGAUUUCCCAACUUUCAUACCUUCGCAAUUGACCGUACCCGAAUCAUUCCCGUCUUGGAUACCUAUCCGCACUGGCUUUCAUGGCGCUCUAGUACAUAUACUGCAACAUGCUACAUUAAUAUCUUUCUUGACACAGCGUAAGGUAUUCUUUGGGUGUAGUCCAG